Molecule: messenger RNA, 2284 nt
Organism: Cladophialophora immunda
Lineage: Eukaryota; Fungi; Ascomycota; Eurotiomycetes; Chaetothyriales; Herpotrichiellaceae
Product: eukaryotic translation initiation factor 6
Exons: 3
Coding region: 373-1119 (248 amino acids)
Biological process (GO): maturation of 5.8S rRNA; cytosolic ribosome assembly; assembly of large subunit precursor of preribosome
Cellular component (GO): nucleolus; cytosol; preribosome, large subunit precursor
Molecular function (GO): ribosomal large subunit binding
Source: RefSeq, a predicted model, not a curated record
CACAAUUUCUCCUCCAUACCACCAGACACAGUGGUGCAAACGGAUGAUUCACAACCCUCCCGCGGGCCUUUUUGCACUUUUGCCAACCAGUUCUUUGCUCCUUUGCCCUUUUGCUCUCGAUCAGCCUCCGCCUUUUCUCCCGAAUCGAAGUGAAAGAGAGAAUCCUAGACUGUCGUCGACCACGCCCCCGAAGACAAUAUAAAGAAGCACCCAGUCGCCGUUGGAAGCGAAUUGCUCACUGCAACUCUUCCCCCCCACAAUCCACUCGUCUUCGCAACAACUGCUCGACCCCUCCUUUCACUGAACUCUUUUCCACCGUUUCUACCUCUUCUCAACACAAUCACCCCAAAUCACCGCGGCUACUGAGUGAACAUGGCUGUACGAGCACAGUUCGAAAACUCCAACGAAGUGGGCGUUUUCGCCAACCUCACAAACAGCUACUGCCUCGUCGCCGUCGGGGCCUCCGAGAACUUCUACUCCAUCUUCGAAUCCGAACUCGCCGACCUCAUUCCCAUCGCUCACUGCACCAUCGCCGGCACCCGCAUCGUUGGCCGCCUGACCUCAGGAAACAAGAACGGUCUGCUGGUCCCUACGUCCACUACAGACCAGGAAUUACAACACCUACGGAAUACUCUGCCAGAUAGCGUCAAGGUCGAGAGGAUAGAGGAGAGACUAUCGGCACUUGGGAAUGUCGUGUGUUGCAAUGACCAUGUCGCCCUCGUCCAUCCUGAUCUCGAACGAGAGACCGAAGAGAUCAUCGCAGAUACCCUCGGUGUCGAAGUCUUUCGCCAAACGGUCGCCGGCAACGUGCUAACCGGCUCCUACAUGUCCCUCUCAAACCAAGGCGGCAUCGUCCACCCGAAAACAAGCAUCCAAGACCAAGAUGAGCUGAGCUCGUUACUACAAGUGCCCCUUGUGGCGGGCAGUGUCAACCGGGGAAGUCCCGUCGUCGGUGCCGGCAUGGUUGUCAACGACUGGCUGGCAGUGACGGGCAUGGACACCACGGCGACCGAGCUGAGCGUCAUCGAGAGUGUCUUCAGACUGGGUGAAGGUGGUCCAGGUGGACUGGACGCCAGGAUGAAAGCAAACAAGGAGAGCAUCGUCGAGAGCUUCUACUGAGCAUCGCUUUGUGACCUCUGCACAUAUCCUUAUUCGACAUUUGGUGUUGUGUGUUGUCACUAUCGACAAAUUUUGGCUCACGGAUAACAAUGCGUCCCUCACGGCAGGUUGGUUUGCAUAUAUCAGUCGCAGACGAGGUAUGGGGACGCACCCUCGGGCGGCUAGGACAAACAACCUCGAUGAAUUUCCUCCAUCCCACUUUUCUCCCCGACCUCUGAUGAGAUCCGCGUCGCAGCGGGUGCCGCUCCCGCUAUUGGAUUCGAAGACUGGAAAAGACUGGUUCGGGCCGUCAGAGAGGGCCACAUUCGCCGAAACGACAAAGGCGGAAAGUUUGUGGGAUUACUGAGCCGGAACUUGAGCUGGAGCUCGAGACCGAGCAGGAGCAAGGGCGGGAGCGCAGAGUCAAGUUCAGCAAAGUGGGCGGUCCUAAGCACACUCGCCUGUUAGUCCUCGACCCGUUGAUCGCCGUUGAGCCGACUCAAUAACCGGGGUAUGAUGAUGACGGGGCAUGGCUUAUCACUUUACAAAAAAGUCACGAUUCUUGCCAAAGUACGACGGGAUGAACGAGGAACGAAGAGAGGGCAAGAAUCAAGAAAAGAAGGGGGAAGCAAAGACUGCGCUCGCACAAGCAGAAGCCAUAGGGUUUUAUUCGAGCGGGGGUUGCUACCCUUCCCACGCCCCGCCACGGCGAGGGCUGCCGUUUGAAAUUGAUCCAUGGACUGAGCGAGCGAGGACCGCGAGAGAGACGGAGACGGCGUUUCCAUCGUCUCUGGUCUCCUGGAAUAGCCAGCCCGUGCAUGUGCCAAGUCCAAAUCCCAAGUUCCCAACUAGAUUCCCCCGAUCGAGAUUGAGAUUCACUUAAUAAUGGCGCCCUCUCCUCUCCCUCUUUUUCUGCCUCUUUCUCCUUCUCUGCCUCUACCUGUACGUUAGGCUCAUCCCCCCGCUUCUGCCCUUCUUUCCUCAAUUGGUUUCAAAAGGCCCUCGGUUUUAUAAGGAAACUCUAGCUGCAAGCCGAACUUUGGCAUCUUGAUGUUGAAGAAACUACUCGCCUGUGUAGCAAUCAUAUCACGUCCCGCGCGUGCUACACUACACGACAUGGCCUCACGCCCAUCGUCAAUUGGGGGAGGAAGAGGCAGUGACUUGACUCCAAAAAGGACGGGGUGAA